This is a messenger RNA of Copidosoma floridanum, 2685 nucleotides long. RefSeq names its product Pyruvate carboxylase (gene PCB). Lineage: Eukaryota; Metazoa; Arthropoda; Insecta; Hymenoptera; Encyrtidae. Gene Ontology annotation, cellular component: cytoplasm. Gene Ontology annotation, biological process: pyruvate metabolic process; gluconeogenesis. The record is from RefSeq and is a predicted model, not a curated record. Gene Ontology annotation, molecular function: ATP binding; metal ion binding; pyruvate carboxylase activity.
AUGACUAAAAUGAAUAGAAUUACGGCAAGAACUAGGAUUGAAGCAGUCUGGAUCUUACGGAAGGGAAAUUUCAGUACAAAUGUUGAGUACAAACCGAUACGUAGCAUUCUUGUAGCCAAUCGAGGAGAGAUAGCUAUUCGAGUAUUUCGAGCAUGUACGGAGCUGGGAAUUCGCUCAGUUGCUGUGUAUUCUGAACAUGACAAAAUGCAAAUGCAUCGGCAGAAAGCAGAUGAAAGUUACAUUGUUGGACGUGGAUUACCACCAGUUCAAGCAUAUCUUAACAUACCUGAAAUAAUUAUGGUUGCUAAGGAAAACAGUGUUGAUGCUAUUCAUCCUGGCUAUGGUUUUUUAUCAGAGAGAUCAGAUUUCGCUCAAGCUGUUGUAGAUGCUGGCAUGCGUUUCAUAGGACCCACGCCUUCAGUUGUCCAGAAAAUGGGUGACAAGGUUGCUGCUAGAAAAGCGGCAAUAGAAGCUGAAGUACCGAUAGUACCUGGCACUGAUGGACCAGUUAACUCGACGAAUGAAGCUAUUAAAUUCUGUACAACAUAUGGGUUACCAGUAAUAUUUAAAGCUGCUUAUGGUGGUGGAGGACGAGGAAUGCGAGUUGUAAGACGUAUGGAAGAAGUUCGAGAAAUGUUUGAUCGGGCAUCUUCAGAGGCAAAAGCUGCAUUUGGCAAUGGAGCAAUGUUCAUUGAGAAAUUUAUUGAAAGACCACGACAUAUUGAAGUACAACUACUUGGUGACCAUGCUAGAAAUGUGGUUCAUCUUUAUGAACGCGAUUGCUCUGUUCAAAGGCGUCAUCAAAAGGUCGUUGAGAUAGCUCCUGCCCCAAGAUUAAAUGUUGAAGUACAAAAAAAAAUGACUGAGCAUGCUGUUAAAUUGGCCAAAUAUGUAGGAUACUCAAACGCAGGAACGGUUGAAUUUCUUGUUGAUGAUUCUGAUAACUUUUAUUUUAUUGAAGUAAAUGCUAGAUUGCAAGUGGAGCAUACAGUAACAGAAGAAAUCACUGGAGUGGAUCUAGUUCAAACGCAAAUUCAUAUUGCUGAGGGCAUGACUUUACCUGAACUUGGCAUGACCCAAGAUAAAAUUACCUCCCAAGGAUUUGCAAUUCAAUGUCGUGUUACGACUGAAGAUCCUGCAAAAAAUUUUCAACCAGACUCUGGUAGGAUAGAAGUCUUUCGUUCCGGAGAAGGCAUGGGCAUUCGCUUAGAUGGGGCAUCUGCCUAUGCUGGUGCCAUAAUAUCGCCUUAUUACGAUUCUCUUCUUGUAAAGGUAAUUUCACAUGCUGGAAGCCUUCAGUCUUCUUGUGCAAAGAUGAAUCGAGCCCUUCGUGAGUUUCGUGUUCGUGGUGUAAAAACAAAUAUUCCAUUUCUACUUAAUGUAUUGGAAAAUCAGAAAUUUUUAAAUGGUAUUAUUGAUACAUAUUUUAUUGAUGAAAACCCACAGCUAUUUCAAUUCGAACCAAGUCGUAAUCGAGCACAAAAGCUUCUGAACUAUAUUGGUACUGUACUUGUUAACGGCCCAAGCACACCACUUGCAACAAAUCUUAAGCCAGCUGAUAUUAGACCUCACGUUCCUCAAAUAGCGAUAGACUAUACAAAAUUUGCUGCGACAGAGGACUUCGAUGCGGAAAAAUCAGAUUUCUUCAAUCCACCUCACGGAUUAAGGCAACUCUUAAGACAAAAAGGUCCAGAAGCUUUUGCAAAAGCUGUUCGUCAGAACGAAGGUGUAUUAUUAAUGGACACAACUUAUCGUGACGCUCAUCAAUCACUGUUGGCAACAAGAGUUCGAUCUUACGAUCUUCUUCUAAUUUCACCUUUUGUCGCUCAUAAAUUUAGUAAUCUGUAUGCCUUAGAAAGUUGGGGUGGUGCCACAUUUGAUGUGGCCCUUCGUUUUUUACAUGAAUGCCCAUGGGAAAGGCUUGAAAGUAUGCGGAAGAUUAUACCUAACAUUCCCUUCCAGAUGCUUUUGCGAGGUGCUAACGCUGUUGGAUACAAAAAUUACCCUGAUAAUGUGGUCUUUAAAUUUUGUGAGAUCGCAGUACAAACUGGAAUGGACAUUUUUCGAGUGUUCGAUUCUCUUAACUACUUGCCUAAUCUAAUACUUGAUUUCUUCAAUCCACCUCACGGAUUAAGGCAACUCUUAAGACAAAAAGGUCCAGAAGCUUUUGCAAAAGCUGUUCGUCAGAACGAAGGUGUAUUAUUAAUGGACACAACUUAUCGUGACGCUCAUCAAUCACUGUUGGCAACAAGAGUUCGAUCUUACGAUCUUCUUCUAAUUUCACCUUUUGUCGCUCAUAAAUUUAGUAAUCUGUAUGCCUUAGAAAGUUGGGGUGGUGCCACAUUUGAUGUGGCCCUUCGUUUUUUACAUGAAUGCCCAUGGGAAAGGCUUGAAAGUAUGCGGAAGAUUAUACCUAACAUUCCCUUCCAGAUGCUUUUGCGAGGUGCUAACGCUGUUGGAUACAAAAAUUACCCUGAUAAUGUGGUCUUUAAAUUUUGUGAGAUCGCAGUACAAACUGGAAUGGACAUUUUUCGAGUGUUCGAUUCUCUUAACUACUUGCCUAAUCUAAUACUUGGAUCUUUAAAGAGCCAUUCUUACGGAAAGCCAUCUGCUAACAAAUUUGACUGUGCUACUUCGGGACUCCUGGGAAUGUCAAGUGACAACAGAAGCAAGCUGCUCAGCUGA